Molecule: messenger RNA, 2212 nt
Organism: Erigeron canadensis
Lineage: Eukaryota; Viridiplantae; Streptophyta; Magnoliopsida; Asterales; Asteraceae
Product: LEAF RUST 10 DISEASE-RESISTANCE LOCUS RECEPTOR-LIKE PROTEIN KINASE-like 1.4
Exons: 3
Coding region: 1-2076 (691 amino acids)
Biological process (GO): protein phosphorylation
Molecular function (GO): polysaccharide binding; protein kinase activity; ATP binding
Source: RefSeq, a predicted model, not a curated record
AUGCCUUCGCCGUCUUUCUUCUGCGUCGCCUUCCUCUUUCUUCUCCUCCUCCCCCACUCCACCGUAUCCCUUACCGGGCCCACCUUUGCCUCCUUUCCGGGCUGUGAUGGCAUUUUCUCGUGUGGAAACAUACAUAAUCUUAGCUACCCUUUCACGGGUGGUGACCGCCCUAAUCACUGUGGCCCACCUGAGUUCCGUCUCACUUGUCCUCAAAACGACUACCCUGAGAUUAAUAUUGAGUCAGUUACUUACAAGGUUCUUGAAUCCAAUUUGACCCGAAAAAGUUUAGUUUUAGCUAGAUUGGAUUUAUGGAAUACUACAUGUCCUAGUACUUUUGUCAACUCAACUCUUGACUCGAGCAUUUUUGAUGCUAGUGGGGCCGAGAAUGUUGAUUUGACGAUAUUCUUUGGAUGUAAUUCGUCACCUAUGGCCAUGAUUCAGCCACAGAAUAGAUUCUAUUGUGAUGUUGGUGGUGUGGAUCUUACGGAUUCAUAUUUUCUGAUUGGGGAAGUUCCUAUUGAUCCAAUAUUGAAAAUGAUACAUUGUGCCAAUGGAGUAAGGAUUCCGUUGUUAAAAACUGUCGGUGCGGAGCUCAAUCGGAGCUUGUUGACUCUUGCGGAAGCAUUGACUAGGGGUUUUGAGGUCAUUUUCAAAGAUCCUUUUGAAGAGGAAUGUUCGAAGUGUGACAGGUCGGGCGGGCAAUGUGGUUUCGAUGUUGCUACAGGAAAAUCAAUUUGCAUUUGCAAUAGUAGUAUAUGCAUUCCACCAGGAACUAAGUUUUUACAUUUCCUUUUAUCUUAUACUCUAGUCCUUCCAACCAUUGGAGCGAUUAUGGUUGCUGUUGGCAUCGGAAUGGGAAUCUUUGUUUGCCGACACCGAAAGAAAAGACACAUGAUAAAAGUAGCGGCCGCUCAAUCUAAUGUUUCUAGCAAAGGAGUAACUAGUGAAGCUCAAUCUAAUUUCACUUCAAGCACUUAUUCGGAUCCUUCAUUAAAAGUUAAUAAAGAGUAUGGAAAAUGCUCCUACUUUGGAGCUCAGGUUUUCACCUAUGAGGAACUAGAGGUAGCUACCGAUAACUUUAAUGAUUCACGAGAACUUGGUGAUGGUGGUUAUGGAACCGUGUACCAUGGUAAGCUUCUUGAUGGCCGAGAAGUUGCUGUCAAGCGUUUAUAUGAUAACAAUUUCAAGCGGGUUGAACAGUUCAUGAACGAAAUCGAGAUUUUGACAAGAUUAAGUCAUAAAAACCUAGUGAAAUUAUAUGGCUGCACAUCAAAACGAAGUAGAGAAUUACUACUCGUUUAUGAGUACAUUCCCAAUGGUACGGUAGCUGAUCAUCUUCAUGGAAAACUAGCCAACUCAAACUCAAAAUCAUGCUUGUUUACAUGGUCAGUUCGGCUCAAAAUAGCUAUAGAAACAGCCGAGGCACUAACCUAUCUCCAUGAGUCAGACAUCAUUCACCGAGAUGUGAAAACCAAUAACAUUCUAUUAGAUGAGAGUUUUUCUGUCAAAGUUGCUGACUUUGGGUUGUCAAGAUUGUUUCCAAACAAUUGCACACAUGUAUCCACCGCCCCACAAGGGACACCUGGAUACGUUGAUCCUGAAUACUACCUAUGCUAUCAGUUGACAGAUAAGAGUGACGUUUAUAGUUUUGGGGUGGUCUUGGCUGAGCUCAUUUCAUCUUUACAAGCCGUUGAUACAAAUAGAGAUAGGCUCGAUAUAAAUUUGGCUGCAAUGGCAAUCAACAAGAUCACAACCCACAUGUUGGAUGAGUUAGUGGAUAAGAGUAUUGGGUUUGAGACAAAUGGUACUGUCAGGAGGAUGAUCACCUUGGUGGCAGAGCUGGCUUUCCGGUGUCUGCAAGAAAAGGCGGAUAUGAGGCCAACAAUGAAAGAAGUGUUGGAAAUUUUAAGAGGGAUUCAGAAUGCUGAGAUGAAUGCUCAGAAACCAGAAGUGCUUGAUAUUCUGGUGGAUGACGGAGUGCUGUUCAAGGAUCAUUGCACUGAACCAUCAUCUCCAGAUUACGGGGUUACUAACACAUUGUAUGGAAGAUCUAUGCCAAAUUCUUCGGAUGGUUGAUCAGACUCUUGUGUCUAUAUUCGGCUUUUAUCUUUUAAGUUGGUUCUAUAUUGUGUCUUCGUGAAAAUAUCUUAAAAGGGUAAUAUGUAGAUAACAAAGUUUUCAUACUACCACAAUUGUACUUUUUUUUUUUCUU